AUGCCACUGCACGCGUUUCGGCCGCAUUUCAUGGCCAGGUACAAGCUUUUGUUGGUGGUCACAUUGCUCGGCAUCUGCUCCUUAAUAUACCUAGGACAACAAGAUAGAGUGGACCCGAGGUAUCGCGCACUGUUCGAAACAUACGACGAUAGGGUGAGUCAUUGUUUGUCAGAGUACUUUGUUUUUAGCUCAAUUAUGGCGUGAAAAGUGGGGAAAGAGCUCUUUUUUGAAGCAAAACGUCCCUUUAUGACAAAUUUUGAAACACCCUUUCAAAAGUUGGCAAAACGUUACCACACAAAGCUAACCCGAGUUUUAUAUAGUAAAUAAAAAGAUAUUACUAUAAUAUUAUCAUACAAUACCUUACAGAACACCCAAUGUACGAUAGCUAACCCCGACCCCUGGGACGAGACUGUCCUACCGUAUAUCGAAUACCCAGGGCCUUUACAGUGCCAACAAGUACAACCUCCACUAACCUAUCUCCACUCCAGAAUCUUGCAUUUAAAUAAGACCGCGCUUCAAGAAGCCGGCUACUCAGAAGACGCCAUCAGAUGUCAGUUCAGGUGUUUCAGAUGGAAAUCUGACUAUGAAACCCAGUACGAUGACUGGAAUGAUCUCAACGUAUGUUGUUAUAGUUUACUAUAGGUUUCUACUGCAUAAUAAUGUUAUUCAGCCUUGGUACUAGCCUAACAUAAUAUAUAAAUGGUACAAGUACUAACCUGACAUAACAUAAGUGGUACUAGUAUUAACCUACAUAACAUAAUAUAGAAAUGACACUUUCAGAGCAAUCCCAUUGACUGCGAAUUCAUCGAAGUGUCAUGUAGCCGGAAACUGCUCCCAAUCUCCAUUUACUCUCAGUACCACGCCCAAGCCAUAUCUCGCGUUAACACCCCCAGUAACGACCAUUACUCAGUAACUUUGUUUGUAAUCGACUCCAUAUCUCAAUCUCACUUUAAACGAGGCCUUAACCAAACCCUCUCGGUGCUACAAUCUCAGUACGGUGCUAAAAUCAUGAAAGGAUUCACAAAAGUCGCGGACAACUCCUUCCCCAAUGCUGUCGCUUUUCUUACUGGUAAGAGAUCAUCAUUUUAAAAAAGAUCGCUUGAAGUUAUAACAUGCUAUAUAAGUGAUGAUAACCUAAGUUGGCUUACAUUAAACUGUUUCAUUUUAGGAAAAGAUAUAAGGACAGACAAACUGCCUGGGCCUCAGUCUGGUGCCCAUUUCGACAAUUGGGACUUUGUUUGGAAAGAGUACAAGAAAUCGGUAAGUUUUAGACUAGAAUUUCAUUUUUACUAUAGUAAAAGACAUGUAAAAGCCAUUUUUUAACCAUUUUUGGAAAUUCAACUAAAAAAUUGACUUUUUCAAGUCUAAAAUUAAGAUACCAUUUUUCCAUAACACUGACUUCAGGGCCACGUAACCUACUACGCAGAAGACUACCCGGACUACAACUUGUUCAACUACUUGAGUAAAGGCUUCCAAUCCCCUCCAGUUGACCACUACUUCCGCGCCUUCUGGAGACAAACCUAUGAAUCCAUGGUGUACCGAAGAAGCACGUACCUCUGCUACAAUACUGAGCCGAUGCACAAUAUUCAACUACGGUAUCUGAAGCAGUUUGUUCAAGGUUACGGUGGAAAAAGUCCGUUUUUUGCUUUAAAUUGGCUUACGGAACUGGCUCACGAUCGACUCAGUCAGGUAGGUCUACAUGUUAUUCUACUCUAGUAGAUAUACAUGGUGACAGUUACCAUAUGAUAACAUAAAACAUCAACUAUAACUUCAGGUAUCAAGUGCUGACCCUGACCUGGCCUCUUUCUUCAACUCUACAGUACCCCAACUACAAGACACCUUCCUCUUUGUAUUCUCUGAUCACGGCCAUCGUUUCGACCCGAUUCGACAGACUAUGAUCGGUCGAUUAGAAGAACGUAUGCCCUUCUUCAGUAUCCACAUACCAUCCUCCAUCAAAGACCGUAUACCCGAUAUAGAACAGGUGAUCGAGCACAACUCCAAACAACUCACUUCCUUCUACGAUCUCUUUGUUACACUACAAGACAUCAACGACCUUAACAAGCGAAAUGCUUGGUCUGAGUUAGACAACCAGAUACCUGGAGAGACAUUACAACCUAUACAUGAGUUCAGAAAGUACAGUAAACGAGGACUGUCGCUUCUACGACCUAUACCUAACAGAACAUGUGACCAAGCAGGUAUCCCAGAAGAGUACUGUAUCUGUGAGAGAGAGAAACAGGUCUCCAAAAAGGAUACUGUAGUCAAAAGAGCAGCCGAUGAGCUUGUCAAACAUAUCAACAGCAUACUAUCUAGUCAUAAAGAGUGUGCAAUACUACAACUACAAGACAUACGAGGUGCUUCCUCCACCAUACCCAAUGUAGACGUGCUUCAGAAGCCCGGUACCUUCUUCAGAUCUACCUCACUCUCCCUCGGAGCUUAUAUCAACUACCUAGUCAUGGUAACAGCAUCGCCUAGUAAUGGUAUCUUCGAAGGUAUCGUACGACACGACAUCUCCAGCGACAAGUUGAAUGUCAUUGGAGAAGUGAAUCGUAUCAACAGAUACGGUAACCAGUCACUGUGUGUUCACGAACAACUACUCAGGAAGUACUGUUACUGUGUGUAA
Messenger RNA from Bursaphelenchus okinawaensis, 2620 nucleotides. The record is from the annotation of a GenBank genome assembly. NCBI's taxonomy places the organism in Eukaryota, Metazoa, Nematoda, Chromadorea, Rhabditida, Aphelenchoididae.